Molecule: messenger RNA, 669 nt
Organism: Symbiodinium sp. CCMP2456
Lineage: Eukaryota; Dinophyceae; Suessiales; Symbiodiniaceae
Source: the annotation of a GenBank genome assembly
AUGCUACCUGGUCAGCGCACGGCCGGCCGGUCUAAGAAACCAUCAGGGCGAACGGUGGUCUUGGAUACAAAGGAGGAGGGCCCACCCCAAACGCCAGAUGGCGAAGCCAAUGGCAACGACAGGCCGUUGACGUCUCCAAUUUCAACACCAACACCGACGUUUCAUCGAGAAGUCUCUGUCAGCAGGGAUGAUGCUUCCUGGAGCUUCGAGCGGAUUGAGCGGCGUCCGCGAAGUGCGGCUCGAAGGAAGGGCGGCGCUCGUGCCAAGAACCCCUUCAUCGAGUACGACGUCCGCGAGAAGAGGCUGAAUCAGGAACGCAAAUGGCUACAAGAAGACUCUCGGUUUCUUGAGCAGCGAAGAGAAGAACUUCGACUGGGUGCCCUGUUGAAUCAGCUGAACAUUCAGAAUGAUCCAGACGAUCAGCUCUAUGAGAAUCGCACGUUCUACGGCCCGCAUUCUAUGGCAAUGAAGGCCACCAAGGCGAGACGAAAUCACAGGGCGCGUCCGCGCACGAACUCGGCGCCAAUCCCCGAACGCCCUCCCAAGGAGGCUGUCGGCGGCCGCAAGUUCCCGAAGGAGCGCGCCACUGCUGCUCUAAAAUCACUGUCGCAGGCUGCGAGUCUGCGAGUUGAAGACUUGACACUGCUCAGAAAGUUCAGGCUGCAGUGA